Micropterus salmoides (largemouth bass) is the source of this 4803-nucleotide messenger RNA. Its product is annotated as acetyl-coenzyme A synthetase 2-like, mitochondrial. NCBI's taxonomy places the organism in Eukaryota, Metazoa, Chordata, Actinopteri, Centrarchiformes, Centrarchidae. Bases 118 to 1815 code for a protein of 565 amino acids. The record is from RefSeq and is a predicted model, not a curated record. Gene Ontology annotation, cellular component: mitochondrion. The transcript has 10 exons. Gene Ontology annotation, molecular function: AMP binding; acetyl-CoA synthetase activity.
UCGCCUCACUUAAAGAGCGGCAGAGCGACUUCCAAAAUUGCUUAAACACUGACUCGUCUGAGAAGGAAAUGCUUUGCAAACAUAACUUCCGCUAACACGCAAUACUUUUUCGCUGUCAUGAUGUGGCUGCCUUACAGAUGCACCUCAAAGUACGCAGUUACCGUCUUCAGAUCUUAUUUCCAUGUUUUGAGUCGAAGGAGAUGUAACAUAACGGCGUUCAUGCCCGAGGCUGCGGGCUUUGAAGGCGCGUCGAACCGCUCGGCCCUGCAGGAGUUUUCCGUCUCCAACAGUGAGAGCUUCUGGGCCGCUGUGGCGAACAAGAGACUGAGCUGGAUCCGUCCUUUCCACACGGUCCAAGACUGUGAUCUGAGCCGAGGCAUGAUAAAGUGGUUUGAGGGAGGAAAGCUGAAUGUGUCCGUGAACUGCCUGGACCGCCAUGUGCACACCUGUCCUGAGAGGGUGGUCCUGAUCUGGGAGAGAGAUGAACCGGGGUCAGAGGUCAAGGUCACCUACAGGCAGUUACUGGAGAUGACAUGUCGCCUGGGCAACCUGUUAAGGCGGCGUGGCGUGAAGAGGGGGGACUGCGUCACCAUCUACAUGCCUCCUUGUCCUCUGGCUGUGGCGUCCAUGUUGGCCUGUGCCCGUAUCGGUGCAGCACACAACGUGGUGUUUGCAGGUUUCAGUGCUGAGGCCCUCGCAGAGCGAAUCAGAGACGCCCAGUGUAGCACCGUCAUCACGGUAAACCAGGGCGUCAGAGGGGGUAAGGUCUCCGAGCUGAAGAAGACAGUGGAUACAGCCGUUCAGAGCUGCCCGACAGUACAGCAGGUGUUCGUUGCCAUGAGAACAGAGAAUCCGCUCGCCAUGACAGCCAAGGACGUUGCCAUGGAAGAGGAGAUGCUGAAGGAGGACACAGUGUGCGAGCCAGCUGCCAUGGACAGUGAGGACGUCUUGUUCCUGCUUUAUACAUCCGGCAGCACGGGGAAGCCCAAAGGACUCGUCCACACUCAGGCUGGAUACCUGCUGUAUGCUGCACUCACUCACAGGUACGUCUUCAGCUACCAUGACGGAGAUGUGUUCGGCUGUGUGGCAGAUAUUGGUUGGAUAACAGGACACAGUUACAGUGUCUAUGGGCCCCUGGCCAACGGGGGAACCACUGUCCUGUUUGAGAGCACUCCCAUUUACCCUGACCCAGGAGUCAGGACACACUCAUCAUGUGUGUCAUCAGCACACACACCUUGUUACUGUCAAGAUGAAACUGUCCUCAUCACCACUGGGCAGAAUGAAAAGCCCUCUGGUGUUAGUCGUAACUUCUCAGGAAGGUACUGGGAGAUGGUUCAGAGACUUAAGAUAAACCAGUUUUACGGGGCUCCCACAGCGAUACGCCUGCUGCUCAAGUACGGAGACCAGUGGGUGCACAAAUACGACCGCUCCACCCUCAAAACUCUUGGCUCUGUGGGUGAGCCCAUCAACACUGAAGCGUGGGAGUGGUACCACAGAGUGGUUGGGGAAGGACGCUGCCCUGUGGUGGACACCUGGUGGCAAACAGAGCAUGUGGCGCUUUCUCACACACGGUAUUUUUUGCCAUUUGUUGGGCGACCUGUAGGAGCUACAUACACAUCCAGGGUAUCAAAUGAAUGUUCUGCUCAAGCAGGAUCGAUUGAUGCCCCCACCACCACCACGUGGGAUGUACCGUUCUCAAGCUACAGACCUGUAAAGCAUGGGCGUGCUUUUGGUGACAGGAAUGUUGAUGAAUAUUCACUGUUUUUAUCAAUAUUUCAACGUUAUGUUAUUUGGAAUGUGGUUGUAUGGACAUAGUAAUAAUAGUGUUUUAAAGAUAACUAAAAGAUAAAUAAAAGUCAACAUUUAAACAGUAAAUAUUGCCAAAAUAUGAACAUUCGCCUGGUAUAUUUUGAAAAUAUUGUAUGAUAACUGUUGUAUUUUAGUUUAUUUUCAUCAUAUUUACAGUAACCAGGCGUCUUUCCUGGAAAAGGGCUGUUUUUUUCCAACAGGUUAACCAAAUCUAAUUUAUUGUAUUCACAUAGAACUUGCUUUUGUCUCUCAUGCUGUGACUCUUAUAGUAGCAUUUUUCAUCACUUUUUGACAGGAUCACAAUCCCUCCACAAAAGGCCCUUAAGUUCAUAAACUUUCUGUCAAAUGCAGCCACGUCUGCAGGCACAAAACAGCCUAUCAGUUGGCCUUAAAGGGGAGAGCAGUCUGCUCCGCCCUUCCAACAAUAAUAGUAUUACAUAACAUCGGGACUGUGGUCAAGUGUGCGCACACACAACAUUACAGUACGUGGGGGGAGGAGACACACACACACACACACACACAAAUAUAAAGUGAGGGGGUGUUUCUAUCCCCUCUGGACUCCAGAAUCAAACCAGAUGUUUUCCUCUCAGAAUUAAACAUCUGGUUUCAGGAGCAGCACACCAGAACCAGAAGCAUGAAGUAAACAGUCAACCUUUUUUUACUUGAUAUUGAACAAUUGUAACAGUCAACAUUGACACCAUUGCCAUACAGACUAAUAUGACUAAUAACACGCGGCAAUAAUUUAAUCCCAUCUUCACUGUUUUGUUUGUCAAAACUCUCACAUAAGCCAGUUGAAGAUGUUAUGAUCGUAGCAGCCAAAAGAGCCAUGUCACAAAAUGGAUCACGGUCGUCUGGAGAGACUCCGCUCAGCCUAUGCUCUUCCCACUUUCAGUUGAGUCUCUAUAGUACAGUUUGUACCCCGACCUGCUUGGAAACCUACAGAAAAUGUUAAUUUGUUCUUUAGUUUGUUUCCAUUUUGAGCACAGAGAAAUAAAAAAUAGAAUUGUUUGUUAAAAAAAAAUAGGGCUUGUAAAACUGUGACAGUAUAAUUACAGUAUUUGCACUGGGACACAACAGACUUGUCAAAUUUGUCCUUCACACUUAGUAUAACCUGUGAUGUCACUGCAAAAUAACUACAUAAUAAUAAAGUAGCUUAUGAUGGGACAUAAUGACAACAUGUUAGAAAUCAGCAGAUUUCACUAAUCGCAAAAUCACUUUCGCGAUGAACUGAUGACUGACACUGUGUUUCAUCCUCAGUCCCUUCAAAUUAGAUUGAGUAAUGACCAAAUGGAGGAAAAGCUGCAUUAAUUACCUUACAAAUGGCAAAAAUCUAUAAUUAAUUGACAAUAAUUAAACAUCAGAGCAUCAUGAGCUUGAGAAUUACAGACACAGAUAUGACCCAAAUACCCCACUUCAGUAAAAAGGAUUAUAUUUUUGUUAUUUUCCUGGACCAGUGUUUCCAAUUAGGACUAAGUGGCAUUAUUCAUAAAUGCCAUUUGGUUGAUCUGAGAGCAAGUAGCCUGUUUAGAGAGAAAAUUUUAUUUUGAUCUGCUGUUGGCAUACGGCCUCCAUUGGAUCAUACAGGACGCAGAGGGCAAGAAGAUACAGGAGGUGCUUUGUGGAAUUUUAAGGCAGAAGAAAAAAACAUAGUAUAUUUAUAAGUAUCCACAGGUUUAAAUUACUAGUUUGGUAUUUUGGGCAAUAUGCUCAUUUGAUUUCUUGCGAAGAGCUAGAGGUGAAGAUUGAUACCACUCUCACGUCUGUAUGCUAAACAUGAAGCUACAGCCAGCAGCUUGUUAGCUUAGCUUAGCUUAGCAUAGCAAGUGAAAACAGGGGGAAACAUCUAGUGUGGCUCUACUGAGGCUCAACUGGAGAAUGUUGGGUAAUUUCUUUGUGUGUGUGUGUGUGUGUGGUGUGGUGGGGGGGGGUGUUGUAGCCCAGAAGUCUCACGGUUACAGUUGAUCUGAGCAGGAUGCCAGUUGCUAAUGCUAUUGUGGGAUCAUCUGUUGUGUCCUACUUUAAAACGGGUCCCCUCUGCUGUGAACCAACACUACCAGGCGGAUUACGAGGGUCUCUGAGGUCCAGGCUAACCUAAUUUAAUUUAAUGUGCUUAGUAUGGCUGUAAUUCCACAAUCUACAUCUGUAGCAAUGAGAAGGGCUUAUAUUAGGUUUACAGUGUUAGCCAGCUCUGUCAUGUAUUAUAUUAUUAUUAUUUUCCUACUUGCUUCUCUGUCCCUUUCAUUUUAAUCAAAUAUUGAUUUGCAAUUAUGUUUUUGUGUUAAGGUUAAUUAUUUGGCUUUCUGGUAAGCGUUGCACUAUAUUAAUCUGGUCUUGACCAGUCUGUGUAGAACUGUGUGAAGGUUCAUCUAUUCUCAGUCUUUUACAUUCAUGAGACAUUUUUAAUUCAACAUCUUUUGUAAAAGCACAUCACUUUGUCUAUUAUAUUAUGAGACUUUGUCUUAAGUCUCAUAAUAUUAUAUAUAGUCUUAUUAUCAAAACACAACAAUAAACAGGGUUCACACUCGAUGAUAAACUCACCUUUGAGCCUUGAAACUAUUCUUUCUUUUGCCCUUGUGAGCUGGUUUGAGUCCCUCACUCUUAAAAACCAAAACAGGCUGCAAUAUAUAGUUAAGGUGUGUGGCAAAAUUUCCCACAAUCCUCUGACUAACCUAAAUUCUGUAAAUGAGACAAGGACCCUCAAGAAGGCACAAUCAGUCCUGUCUGACCCAAGUCACCCCCUGAACAGCUGCUUCAUUUUGUUGCCAUCUGGCCGCAGAUUCAGUCUGCCUAAAUGCAGGACAGACAGACACAAAAACUCUUUUGUCCCUGCUGCUAUAGGCUUUUUUAAUAAUUCAGUGUGAGAUGUGGACUUCUGUGUAGUAUGUAGUUUCUUACUGAUGUUGGCUUGUUUUGUAUAACCUAUGUGUUAUUUAUGUUACAUACUGCUGCACAACGAAUUGCCCCCCAGGGAUAAUAAAGACUCCUUGAACCUUC